Molecule: messenger RNA, 1237 nt
Organism: Chanos chanos (milkfish)
Lineage: Eukaryota; Metazoa; Chordata; Actinopteri; Gonorynchiformes; Chanidae
Gene: grtp1a
Product: growth hormone regulated TBC protein 1a
Exons: 8
Coding region: 161-1225 (354 amino acids)
Biological process (GO): regulation of GTPase activity
Molecular function (GO): small GTPase binding; GTPase activator activity
Source: RefSeq, a predicted model, not a curated record
GGCACCGAAUUUGCUUCACAGCUCAAGACCCCGUGUAAUGUUUGACCAACAGUGAUAAACUUUUCGACUUGACUGGGGGACCUUAGAGCUAGGAUGAGUGCAGAAAAACAAACUUAAACACCUGCGAGUGGAUAGCGGUCGUUUAAAGCGAGAGUUCACCAUGGACAAGAAAGCAAACGGUACAAGUUCACCUCAGCUUCGAAUAAACAUCCCCAGCACAGCGAAGGAAAGAGUUCCCAGUGUGGAUCCAUAUGGCUUCGAGCGGUCAGAUGACUUUGAUUAUGAGUCCUAUGAGGAGUUCAUGUCAGAGUAUUUGGCUGUACUCACGAGACGGUCCAUCAAGUGGUCAAAACUGCUGCAAGGGAAAAACCGUGUGGAGAAGAAUUUGAAGGUGAAGCGUUACGUGCGGAAAGGAGUGCCCAAUGAGCACAGGGCUCUCAUCUGGAUGGCAGCCAGCGGCGCUCAGCAGCAGCUGGAGAAAAACCCUGGCUAUUACCACUCACUGCUGGAGGCCCAGCACGACAGCAAGCUGGUGGAGACCAUCCGUACAGACUUGCACAGGACUUUUCCGGAUAACGUCCAGUUCAGGAAGACGGCCGAUCCGUGUUUACAGAAAGCCCUGUACAAUGUGCUAGUGGCAUACGGUCACCACAACAAGGCUGUUGGCUACUGCCAGGGCAUGAACUUCAUUGCUGGAUACCUCAUCAUAAUCACCAAAGACGAAGAGAAAUCCUUUUGGCUGAUGGACGCUCUGCUUGGCAAGAUACUACCAGACUACUAUACUGCGGCCAUGCUGGGGCUGAAGACAGACCAGGAGGUGUUGGGGGAGUUAGUGAAGGCCAAAGUGCCGGCGGUGUGGCAGGCCAUGGUGGAACAUAACGUGAUGUGGACCCUGGUGGUGUCCCGCUGGUUCAUCUGCCUCUUCAUCGACAUCCUGCCCGUGGAGACGGUUCUGCGGAUCUGGGACUGCCUGUUCUACGAGGGUUCUAAGAUAGUGUUCCGCGUGGCACUCACGCUGAUCCGGCACAAUCAGGCAGUCAUCCUGGAGGCGCGGAACCUUCCGGACAUCUGUGACCGCUUCAAACAGAUCACCAAGGGCCCAUUCGUGGAGGACUGUCAUACUUUUAUGCAGAAAAUUUUCACAGAACCUGGACGACUCUCCAUGGCGACGAUCGACAAACUCCGGGAGACGUGUCGGGCGCGGAUAGUGGCCGAGGAGUCCUGAUGUCUUCCUUUC